AUGUCUCAUCUUCUCAGGCGGCUCAAGCUAUCUCUCCGAGUAGGCCACCUCACCGCUUCUUCUCGAUACUUCUCUAAUUGCAUCAUCAAAGUAAUACCUUGUGGAACUACUCUGAGAGAUGGUGACGUUGGACAUCUAGCUAUCUACAGCUAUGUUGAUAAAGUGAUCGACUGCACACAAAAGAAGGUGCCUAUGGAGUUAGUAAAGGGGAUCGGAACCAUAGGAGCAUCCCACGGCUGGGUAGCGACUCUGAAAAAUGGGAUCGUGUGUCUUCAAGAUGACUUCGAUCCCUAUGCAUCGAAUACUGACCCAAAACGCAUUCCCCUGCCUCCACUUGUAACUCUGCCUCAUUGCCAAACCCAAAUCGUAACCAACAUAGCAAUGUCCUCUUCUUCCCCAGACGAUGAAGACUGCAUCCUUGCUGUAAAGUUCUUGGGACCUCAGCUAAGCUUGUGCAGGCCUGCUCAGAGAGAUUGCAAGUGGAGCAACAUCAGAAUCUCAGACCCCAGCUUCUUCUCCUCACAUGUAAUGUACUCCAAGAGAAAUGGCAUGUUCUCCAUGCCCGCUGCUGGAGGAAACUACACAGCAUCGUGUGAUCUUGGGAGACACGUGAACGAACCAAAGAUUCAGAUGCUGUCGUACCCGGAAGAACGCGUGUUUGAAGACCUGUAUCUGAGCACGGGAUGGAGCACUACUUGAUGGAGUCAUCAUCAUCACACACAAGUGAGACUUUUCUGGUGAAAUGGUCUAAAGAUAUCAACCCCCUAGACGGGAAAACGGAAUUGGACAAGUUCCUUGUGUUGAGAAUAGACGAGGAAGGGAACGCUGUGUAUACUAAAGACUUUGGAGGUGAGUGCAUUUUCAUCUCUAAGGCUGAAUCUUUUUGUCUCCCGGCAGCUUGUUUACGUGACAAGAGACCGAACUGUAUCUAUCACUUAAGCAACUCGAGCUUUGGAAUAAAUUGCAUGGACGAUAAUGAGAAAGAGAGAGGUGGAGAGUUUACUUUCCCAGUCCCCUUUUGGUUCCCACCAAAGCUAGACUCCAAAGGUAAACGUAUCCUUUCUUCAGGUUUUCAAUAUCAAGGGUAAUGAAAUUAUGCUGUUUCAUUUGAUUUCUUUCUCCUUGGCCUUUGUUGUUUUUUUUUUGAAUUUAGUUGUUGUUUUAAAUAUAUACCUAGCGCUGGUCGCAAAGAAUAUCCCUCCAGAAGUAUUUAUCAUUA
Raphanus sativus (radish) is the source of this 1219-nucleotide messenger RNA. RefSeq lists its product as uncharacterized. The record is from RefSeq and is a predicted model, not a curated record. NCBI's taxonomy places the organism in Eukaryota, Viridiplantae, Streptophyta, Magnoliopsida, Brassicales, Brassicaceae. The transcript is spliced from 2 exons. The coding region runs from base 1 to 699 and encodes 232 amino acids.